AUGUCUAUGGCAGAGUCCAGUGUUCACAAUGUGUUCAUGGCAAACAAUGACCUAGAAGAGCUGGGAUGCAAACAGUCAUCUAAUCCCCCAACACAUUUUUCAGAAUCUGACCCUCCAGAUGGCGGGUUUCGGGCAUGGGUCACUGCUUUCGGGUGGUACAUAUCAUAUUUUGGAGUCUAUCAAGAUUUUUACACACAGAUUUAUUUAACUAACCAAACACCAUGGAUCGGUGCAUUGACCUCAUUCCUCACAGUCAAUAUCACCUUGAUCUCAGGUCCACUGUAUGACAGAGGGUGGUUCUAUCGAUUGAUGAUGGUGGGGUCGUCGCUCCAAUCGCUGUCUUUAUUCACAUUAUCCCUUGCCAAACCUGGUCAGUUCUACUUGGUUUUUAUGGUCCAGGGUGUUCUUGCUGGGAUCGGGAUGGGCCUGACGUACGCUCCAAGUGUAGCGCUCAUCUCUCAGCACUUCUCCAAAAGACGUACAUUGGUGAUGUCUCUCGUCACGUCCGGUACACCACUUGGUGCCAUUAUUCAUCCAAUCAUGAUCGAUCACCUUUUGAAUGGCACUGUUGGCUUUGUGAAAGGCGUUCGCGCCAGUACAGGUUUUGUCAGUGCUCUGUUAUUGAUCGCCUGCUUAUCCAUGCGAACGAGAGCACUGCCGACACCAUCCGCCAGGUAUAGCGCAGUGGCAAGAAAAUGCUCUCGUGAGGUUCUUCUCAUCCUCAUGACCGCUGGGUCAAUGCUUUGUCAGAUUGGAUUUUACUUCCCAAUAUUUUACUUACAACUGGAUUCUGUCCAACAUGGUAUUAAUGUCGACUUCUCCUUCUACUCUCUUGUGAUCACGAAUGUUGCCUGUUUCAUCGGACGCUCCACAGCAGGAAUAAUUGCAGCGUAUACGGGCGUGUUAAACUUGAUGAUCGUAUCCAAUGUCGCAUGCAGUGCGAUCAUCAUGUCCAUGAUAGCUCUAAGUGACAUAGCCAGUGUGAUUGCGAUUGGGAUUACAUAUGGCUACUUUUCUGGCAUCACUGCGCUGUUAGUCCCGUUGAUGACUGUGUUGACCCCCAACUUGUCUGAGCUAGGGGCGCGAAUGGGCUUGUGUUUUGCUUUCAUUGCCAUCGGUGGACUACUCGGCGGACCAAUAUCAGGUGCUUUGCUUUCUUCUCAUUAUCAGUGGUUUAUACCGUCACUCUUCAGUGGGGUGAGUAGCCUCAAUUGUUGCUGCACUUCCCUGCACUGA
Messenger RNA from Suillus paluster, 1236 nucleotides. RefSeq names its product major facilitator superfamily domain-containing protein. The transcript has 12 exons. Bases 1 to 1236 code for a protein of 411 amino acids. Gene Ontology annotation, molecular function: transmembrane transporter activity. The record is from RefSeq and is a predicted model, not a curated record. Gene Ontology annotation, biological process: transmembrane transport. Lineage: Eukaryota; Fungi; Basidiomycota; Agaricomycetes; Boletales; Suillaceae. Gene Ontology annotation, cellular component: fungal-type vacuole membrane.